AUGGAAAAGGACACUAGUUAUAUGAACCUACUGUUUAGUCAAUCUCAGACUCCAGUGGACCUUGAUUCACCUGAAACUUUUUGGUUCAGUAGCCAAGGUCCUAGUGAGUUAGUUGUCGAGCCUGUUGUCGAGUCUGCUGUCGAGUCUGGUGUCAGGAGGAAGUGGUCUCCGAAGGAGGAUAAGAUCCUUAUUGGUGCUUGGCUUAACACCAGUAAGGAUCUCGUCGUCAGCAAUGAGCAGAAAGCUGGUGCUUUCUGGAAGCGGAUUGUAGAUUACUACAACGCAAGCCCGCAGCUGGUUGGGACAGUACCGAGAGAGGUUACCUCUUGCAAGCAGAGGUGGGGUAGGAUCAACACUGACGUAUCCAAGUUCGCUGGAUGCUAUGACGCGGCUCUGAGGGAGCAGAGAAGUGGCCAAAAUGAUGAUGAUGUGAUGAAAGCUGCCUUAGACAUCUUCUUCAGUAAUAACGAGUACAAGUUCUCCAUGGAUCACUGCUGGAGGGAGCUUAGGCAUGACCAGAAAUGGUGCUCUUCCUAUGGGCCUAAGGACGGUGGAAAGGAAAAGCGCAAAAAAGUGUUGGAGGUUGAUAGAAAAGAAGAGCAAGUCGGAGAACCAGAGGGUAGACCUCCCGGGGUAAAGGCUACCAAAGCUGGUAGUAAGAAGAAGAAAAGUGGUAGAGAGGAGGAGUUGGGAAAGCUUCAGAGGGUUUUAGAAGUUAAAGAAAAACUCUUUAGAGCUAAGAUUCUUGAUUGUUUACUCGCGAAAAAAGAGCCUUUAACUGAGAUGGAAACAAGUCUUAAAAUGAAACUAAAGUCUGAAAUGCUUUGA
Messenger RNA from Brassica oleracea var. oleracea, 828 nucleotides. Its product is annotated as glutathione S-transferase T3-like. The transcript has a single exon. NCBI's taxonomy places the organism in Eukaryota, Viridiplantae, Streptophyta, Magnoliopsida, Brassicales, Brassicaceae. Bases 1 to 828 code for a protein of 275 amino acids. The record is from RefSeq and is a predicted model, not a curated record.